AGUGCUGUUGGCGCCCGAGAAGAGGUCGGUGUGGUUGAACAGGACGAGGAAGGCCACUAAGGACGUGCAGCAACAAAAAGGAGUUUUUCGCAAGCUCGUCGACACUUGUAAAAAAGUGCGACAAUGUCCCUACUGCGAUGCCUAUAAUGGUGCUGUCAAGAAGGGUACUCGCGGGUAUAUGACGCUUGUCCAUGAGCUCCCCAAGGACCAGGCUAAGGUAGAGUAUCAACAGCAGUACUCAGAUGCCGUCAGUAACAACCCCGAAAUCGGCAAUCACCUCAGCAAAGUGGCUUAUGAGGACCUCACUCCCCUCCAUCUGCUCCCGUUGCUGGCCAAGAUGCCUCCUUCCGAUCAAGAAAUGCUAAAGUUACCGCCUCAGCCGGAGCGACUCGUUGUCACGCACGUGCCUGUUUCGCCGGUUUGCAUUCGCCCUAGUGUUCAGAUCGGUGAUGCUGGUACUCAAGAAGACGAUUUGUCGGUGCAGACGAGCGAUAUUGUGGCUACCAACAAUAACAUCAAAGCUACUCUAUCUAGGGGAGGGACGUUGAAGCAAGUGGCCGAGCAGUGGCAGUGGUUAUCAGCCCAAGUGGCGUUGAUGAUGAACUCGGAGGCGACUGGGUUGGCAGCUGCGGCUCCUACGACUAAGCCGAUCAGAAGUAUAUGCUCUCGGUUGAAGGGAAAAGAGGGGCGUUUUCGAGGGAAUCUUUCGGGAAAACGAGUGAAUUUUUCCGGUCGAACUGUGAUUAGUCCGGACCCGAAUCUCGAAGUCACUGAGGUUAUCAUCCCACAGUACUCGGCGAUGAAGUUGACGUUUCCCGAGGUUGUAUGUCGCACCAAUAUCGACAUGCUCAGAGAUAGAGUCAUUAGAGGCACGGAGGGCCAUCCAGGAGCACACAUUAUUCGGCUUAAAAGUGGUGGUGUGAAGAACUUGGCCUUCAUCAAGAAGCAAAUCAGAGAGGAGUUGGCGGCGGACCUACAGUAUGGCGAUGUGGUUGAGAGGCACCUCCAAGAUGGGGACGUGGUACUGUUCAAUCGGCAGCCGAGUUUGCAUAAAAUGAGUAUUAUGGCUCACCGAGCUAAGGUGAUGCCGUGGAGGACCUUCCGCUUCAACGAGUGUGUGUGCUCCCCAUAUAAUGCGGAUUUCGAUGGCGAUGAGAUGAACGUGCAUUUGCCGCAAACCCAGGAGGCUCGAGCGGAGGCGUUGGCGUUGAUGGGAGUUCAGAACAACCUGAUUACGUCGAAGAAUGGAGAGCCGAUAGUGGCGGCCACUCAGGACUUCCUCACAUCAGCGUGGUUGUUAACCCAAAGGGACACCUUUCUUACUAAGGAUAAGAUAGCGAACAUUGCUAUGUAUUUUGGGAAGGCAGCGGAAACGCUGGAGUUGCCGCCUCCAACG
Messenger RNA from Perkinsus marinus ATCC 50983, 1396 nucleotides. Its product is annotated as DNA-directed RNA polymerase subunit A', putative. The annotation marks the transcript as partial. Gene Ontology annotation, biological process: DNA-templated transcription. Gene Ontology annotation, molecular function: DNA-directed RNA polymerase activity; DNA binding. Lineage: Eukaryota; Perkinsozoa; Perkinsida; Perkinsidae. The record is from RefSeq and is a predicted model, not a curated record. The transcript is spliced from 2 exons.